UAUAUCCUUAAAUCAAGCAGACCCCAUUUAUCUCUCUCUCUCUCUCUCUCUUUUUCUUAAUUUUUGUGAAUAGGUAGCAUACCAUCUUGUGCCAUAAAAUAAACCCAUUCGUCACACCAAAAAAACAAAACACCAUAUGAUAUGCUUGCCAUGGGCGUGGACAUGUCGAAUAAUCCACCCACUUCUCAUACCAAAGACUACUUUGCUUCUCCAGCUCUCUCCCUCAGCCUUGCUGGAAUUUUCCGUGAUGCCCGGGCGGCUGCGGCAGACACCCCUGCUGCCAACGUAGAGGUUGAAGAAGGCGACGAAGGCAGCGGUGGAGGUCGGAGAGAAGACACUGUUGAGAUAAGCAGUGAGAACUCUGGACCUGUGAGAUCAAGAUCAGAUGAUGAAUUUGAUCCAGAAGGAGAUCAUGAUGAUGGAGAUGGAGAUGACAAGAAUAAGAAGAAGAAAAGGAAAAAGUAUCACAGGCACACUGCUGAGCAAAUCCGAGAAAUGGAAGCGCUAUUCAAGGAAUCACCCCAUCCAGAUGAAAAGCAAAGACAGCAACUUAGCAAGCAACUUGGCUUGGCUCCUAGGCAGGUCAAGUUUUGGUUCCAAAAUCGUCGAACCCAAAUCAAGGCUAUACAAGAAAGACAUGAAAAUUCUCUGCUGAAAACCGAAAUGGAAAAACUCCGGGAUGAUAAUAAGGCAAUGAGAGAGCAAAUCAAUAAAUCAUGUUGUCCAAAUUGUGGUACUGCCACAACUAGCAGAGACGCCAACAUGACAACAGAGGAGCAACAGCUACGAAUUGAAAAUGCCAGACUCAAAGCCGAGGUUGAAAAACUCCGAGCAGCUAUAAGAAAAUACCCAUCAGGGACAACGUCUCCUUCCUGCUCUGCUGGAAAUGACCAAGAGAACAGAAGCUCUUUAGACUUUUACACUGGAAUUUUCGGGCUUGAGAAAUCCAGAAUCAUGGAGAUUGUUAACCAAGCAACGGAAGAGCUUAAAACGAUGGCCACAGCUGGAGAACCACUUUGGGUUCGAAGUGUUGAAACCGGUCGUGAAAUACUCAACUACGACGAGUAUACAAAAGAGUUCUCUGUUGAAACUCCGAGCAGCGGCGGUGGAAGGCCAAAGAGAUCCAUUGAAGCCUCCAGAGAGAUCGGUGCCGUCUUCAUGGAUCUCCCUCGACUGGUUCAGAGUUUCAUGGAUGUGAAUCAAUGGAAGGAAAUGUUCCCAUGCAUGAUCUCAAAGGCUGCCACAGUCGAUGUUAUUUCCAACGGUGAAGGGGAUAACAGAAAUGGCUCUGUACAAUUGAUGUUCUCAGAGCUUCAAAUGCUCACACCCAUGGUGCCCACUAGAGAGGUUUAUUUCGUCCGACAUUGCAAGCAACUGAGUGCUGAACAGUGGGCCAUUGUUGAUGUUUCAAUCGACAAAGUAGAAGACAAUAUUGAUGCAUCCUUGGUGAAAUGCAGAAAACGUCCCUCUGGCUGCAUUAUUGAGGACAAAUCAAAUGGACACUGCAAGGUGACUUGGGUUGAGCACUUGGAAUGCCAGAAAAGCACGGUCCACACAAUGUACCGAACUAUUGUCAGCAGUGGCAUGGCAUUUGGCGCAAGGCAUUGGAUGGCAACGCUGCAACUCCAAUGCGAACGGCUCGUCUUCUUCAUGGCAACCAAUGUUCCUAUGAAGGACUCGACUGGAGUGGCCACCUUGGCUGGGAGGAAAAGCAUAUUGAAGCUGGCACAAAGAAUGACAUCAAGUUUUUGUCGAGCAAUCGGCGCAUCAAGCUAUAAUAUAUGGACCAAAGUCUCUGGUAAAACAGGGGAAGACAUAAGAAUUGCCUCCAGGAAAAAUUUGAACGACCCUGGAGAACCUCUUGGAUUGAUACUGUGUGCAGUUUCUUCAGUAUGGUUGCCCAUCUCUCCUCAUGUACUAUUCGAUUUCUUAAGAGAUGAAAGCCGCCGGAAUGAGUGGGACAUUAUGUCGAAUGGAAAUCAAGUUCAAUCCAUGGCUAACUUGUCAAAAGGGCAGGAUCGUGGCAAUGCAGUUACCAUCCAAACGACAAAAUCAAAUGAGAACAGUAUGUGGAUACUCCAAGAUUGCUGCACAAAUGCUUAUGAGUCCACCGUGGUCUAUGCUCAAGUGGACAUUACAGGCAUGCAGACUGUGAUGACUGGAUGCGAUUCAAGCAACCUUGCUAUAUUACCGUCUGGGUUCUCAAUUCUUCCAGAUGGUUUAGAUUCAAGGCCUCUAGUUAUCACUUCUAGGCGAGAAGAGAAAACUGCAGAAGGAGGAUCUUUGCUUACAGUAGCAUUUCAAAUCCUAACAAAUACAUCCCCCACAGCAAAACUAACUAUGGAGUCUGUGGAUUCUGCUAAUACUCUUAUAUCUUGUAUUCUUAAAAAUAUAAAGACGAGCUUGCAGUGUGAGGAUGGUUGAGCUAAACAAUCCAUUAUUAGUUAGGUAGGUCCUAGAUAACUGUAUAACGCAUAGGAUUUAUUUUUUUGUCUUCCAUAUUUUUUAAUGAGUUUGUUAAUGGUUUUAAGCAAUUGAGCUAAUUUUGUGUGGGUUUAAUGGCAUUCAUUUUUUGGAAGCUGCAGACCCAUUUGUAGUUAGCAUUGUGGAGACUGUUUUUAUCUAAAAUUUAUAUAGAUAUACAAAAUUGAGAUUUCUUUGUGUCUAAA
Ziziphus jujuba (common jujube) is the source of this 2669-nucleotide messenger RNA. RefSeq names its product homeobox-leucine zipper protein GLABRA 2. Gene Ontology annotation, biological process: regulation of DNA-templated transcription. The transcript has 11 exons. Gene Ontology annotation, molecular function: DNA binding; lipid binding; DNA-binding transcription factor activity, RNA polymerase II-specific. The record is from RefSeq and is a predicted model, not a curated record. The coding region runs from base 142 to 2424 and encodes 760 amino acids. NCBI's taxonomy places the organism in Eukaryota, Viridiplantae, Streptophyta, Magnoliopsida, Rosales, Rhamnaceae.